AUGAAGUCUUAUUUUGUGGUCUCAACUUUAUGCAUUUUUGCGUUGUAUUGUGAAUUCUCAAAUGCUGAUGAAAUCGGUAAGUUAUAUUAAUAUGCUAAUAUGCAGAAAAUAUACAGUGCUUUACUGUUUGUUGCAAUGUUUCCCCAAUUGGUUUGCCUGUUUUAGCAUGACAGAAACACGUUAAGGUAACAUAUUAUAGUCCAUAGAAUUGCACAUAAUUUUUCUCUUCUUGUUCUUCACAUCAAGUGGUUUUCAUCUGUAAAAUCAUGGGUUCGGUUCUCGCUAUAAACUAUAACUUCAUGAGUAUUGUUUCAAAAUACAGCGCUUAUGUAAAAAGAGUGAAGAGUCGCGGGUUUUCUCCAGGUGCUCUAGUUUCUUCUCACAGGGAAAGUUUACAGGGUGGGUUAGGAUAAACAUAGUUGAGAAAAUAAUAUCAUAAUUGUUGUAAAGAUAAAAUAGUCUGGGCUAAGUAUGUAGUUAGUUAAGCGUUUAAUAAUUGCAUGUUAUUAAACGCAGAUUAACCCAUCAAGUAGCAGUGGUAGAACCUAGCUUAACCCUUUAAGUGGCCAUGCGCCCCGAGGUGCCAGAAAAUGAAAACCAGGAGAAUUUGAUGAAAAUCAGGAGAAAGUGAUACUGUAAUGUUCACAAUUUUAUUGAAAAACCUCACAGCUAAGCAAAACUAGACAGAUCAGUGAACACAACGUCUUUUCAUCUCAAUAUCUUCCAUGUGUCCUGUCACAUGACCAAUGUGACUUGCCACAUGACCAAUGGUACAAAUACAACAGUUCAUAAAACAUUGAUUUCUUGUUUAAAUUUUCUUUACUGAAUUUUAGUUUUACAACUUUUGCUUAGAUUUUCUUGCUCCCUUUAUGUUUUAGAAGAAUGCCCUGAGUUUAAACCUGUCGGAUGUUUCAAGGAUAGAAGCCGAAGCAAGAACCGUGCUCUGGGUCGUUUGUUGAUUACUGACAGAGACCGCAGUGACAAAAAGCGCUAUUCUGGCAAAGACAUCGAUUGGUUUAAUUACGGAGUUUACAUACACGAGUAAGUUCCUUAAAUACAGACAAACCUCUCCCGUAUUAGAGAGGUGUCCUUUUUGAGAGGCGUCUGCGUGUAAUAGAGGGGUAUCUGUAUUAGAGAGACGUCUGAAUGUAUUAGAGAGAUGACCGUAUUACGGAGGUGUCCGUAUUGGGGAGGUUUCUGUAUAAGAGAGCUGUCCGUAUUAGAGAGAGAUCCGUAUUAAAGAGGUGUCCGUAUUAGAGACAUGUCCGUAUUAGAAAUAUAUCUACAUUGAAGAGAUGUUCGUAUAUAAAAGGUAUUCAUAUUAGAGACAUGUUCGUAUUGAAGAGGCGUAUGCAUGUAUUAGAGAGGUGUCGGUGUUAUUCGAGAGAUAUCCGUAAUAGAAAGGUGUCCAUAUUAGAAACGUGUCCGUAUUAGAGAUAUAUCUACAUUAGAGAGAUGCUCGUAUAAGAAAGGUAACCAUAUUAGAAAGAUGUUCGUAUUACAGAGGCGUCUGCAUGUAUUAGAGAGGUGUCCGUAUUAUAGAGAUAUCCGUAUUAGAGAGAUAUCAGUAUUAGAGAGGUUUCCAUAUGAUUAUCAGAGACGUGUCUGCAUUAGAGAGGUCAGUUUGUAUAAGAAAGGUGUCCAUAUUAGAAAGAUGUUCGUAUUAGAGAGGUGUCUGUAUUAGAGAGGAGUCGUCCGUAUUAGAGAGGUGCCCACAUGUAUUAGACAAAUAUUUGUAUCAGAGAGGCGUCCGUGUUAAAGAUUUGUUCGUAUAAGAGAGAUGUCCAUGUUAGAAAGGCGUCUGUAUUAGAGAUGUUUCUAUAUUAGAGAAGUGUCUGUUUUACAAAGGUGUCCAUAAGACCAGUUUCUACAGUAUUAUAAAAUGUAUAGUUCCCACACUUUCAUUUCAUCUGGCAACAUGUUCUUGAAUUUCAAUACAGUUUGGCUUGUCGUUGUGCGAAAUUCGCAAAAGAAAAAGGUUUCAGUCAUUUUGGUCUGCAGUUUUAUGGAGAAUGUUGGAGCGGUCCGACUGCAGGGAUUACUUACCUAAAGUAUGGAGAGAGUGCUCAAUGUGCUAAUGAAUAUUUUGGUGCUUGUGAGGACCCGGAUGAAGGGGCAUGCAUCGGACGGGCAAACGCUAACUUUGUGUAUCAAUUGAGUGGUUAGUAUACUUCGUCUUUAUAUUUAUAUUUAUAUAUAUAUAUAUAUAUAUAUAUAUAUAUAUAUAUAUAUAUAUAUAUAUAUAUAUAUAUAUAUAUAUAUAUAUAUAUAUAUAUAUAUAUAAAAAGGCGGAUUGAAGCUAGUACCAGUCUUUGAACCUAUUUUGUAUUUAUUUUGCGCGAUUUCGAAACUGAUUAACUUCAAUGUUCUUGAGAAAGUUUUUUUGUGUACUUUUCAACCAUAGAACUUAUUUUUCUGAGAGCUACGUUGGAAUUUUAAAUUUUCUAUCAGUCAUACAAAUUUAUAUUCAAAUAUCAGAAAAUUAAUUUAAAGUUUAAUAAUAUAAAAGAAUACAUAUAGUUUGUCAUGAUAAACACCCCUUAUAUAUGUUGUGAUAUUAUAUAUAAAAUAUAGUGGGGCGUGUUGUACAUUUUGUGCAGAAAGCACCAUAUUGACAAGAUCUGAUGUGUAGACUUUGACACAAGUAAUCAGAUGUGGAGGCAUCUGUACAUGUGAAAUUAACGCUAAUAACCAAAAAAGGUGGAAUUCCUGACAUUUUAAUUUAUUAUAAAUUUCUAUUACUGAUAGAAAUUCUAAAAUUCUAAGUUAGCUCACAGAAAAAAUAAGUUGUAUGGUUGAAAUGUAUACAAAAAACUGUCUAUAAAACAUUAAAGCGGUUUUUUUUGCAAAUAUUUCCUGAGUUGCAACCUGUUAAAAAGGGGAAUUGAAGCUAGUGCCAGUCUUUGAACCUAUUUUGUAUUUAUUUUGUGCGAUUUCGAAACUGAUUAACUUCAAUGUUCUUAAGAGAGUUUUUUUGUGUACUUUUCAACCAUAGAACUUAUUUUUCUGAGAGCUACGUUGGAAUUUUAAAAUUUCUAUCAGUCAUACAAAUUUAUAUUCAAAUAUCAGAAAUUUAAAGCAGUGUUUUAUCAGAUAUAAAGAUACGAGGCGAUACGAUAUAAUCCCCGGGAUUAUAUACCGCUACUUCAAUUAGGGCUGUCCACAAAUAAAGCGGAAAAGUCGAAUACGAGCGCUGGGAAUCGCUAUGAAAAUUCAUUAAUUUUUUAGCGGUUCCCAGCAGUCUUUCGCGCUCGCAUUCGACUUUUCUGCUUUUCUGCUUUUCUCGUGAACAACCUUAAAUUGAAAUAGCUGUAUAUCAUCCCGGCGCACUUCCAUGAGUGGUAAUUUAACUAUCAAUAUGACCUUUAACAAGAGCUUCAUUAAAUUUUUUACAGUCACACCCGCAAGUGGCAGUGGUGAUUCUUCUGUACUAGAAUAAGAAGACGUUGCACAUUAUACGGCACAUUACUCAUUAGAGAAAACUACUAAAUUCCCUUCAAACCAAGUAAUGUAUCUAAUUCAACUAAAUUGUCCUGUUGCACAUACAAGUAAGGAAUGGUUUUCCGCUAUGCGUAUACCAUAGACACGGAUAUAAUGUAAUUUAAUAAUGUUUUAUGUAAUUUAAUAAUCUUUUGAAUUCUCUUUUGAGAUUUUAAUUAAAAUAUAUUUUCGCCGUUAGGCGUUACUGUUCGUUUUCGUUCGAGUUGUAAAUAUUUAGUCGUCGUUUAGUUCAGUUCUCGCAGAAUAAAAAUAAUUUUAGUUUGUUUAAAUUCAGUUAAAGUUUAGUUCCAGUAUUUAUCUCUAAAAUCAGUUUGGUUUUAGUGGACUAAAUUAUUUUGGCAUGACUAAAAUAACACCAGUUAUAGCUAGUUAUAGUUUAUCCUAAUUAGUAGCAAGGCUGUAUGCUAAUGCAAAUGUCAUGAUAUACAGUAGUGCAACCUCGCAAGCCAGGGUCUUUUACUUCCGAGCGCAGGUUAAAGACCCUGGUUUGCGAGGUUGGAUAUAGUCCUGACAUCCAUAUUUCAAAUCCCGGGACCCGGGUGACAUGAUCAAAUCGCCAUGUGAUAUUUUUUACGUCAAAUACGAUGACGUAAGGCGCCACAUUCGAUAAUAAAUUUCAUGUUCACGUGGCACAAAUUUAGCCUUAAGAUUGGGCACUUUGAAUUUAAGGUGUAAUAUUAUCAUAACAAAUAAUAUUUGUUUUGAAGAGGCAUAUAGUUUGAAAUUAGCUUAACUAGCCAAUUUUUCCGGAUUUUCACCAAUUCCAAAAACCCAUUUCAACACAGUUGAUAGACUCUGAUUCCAAUUCAAACAGCUACAUGUAUCUCGCUCAAUAUAUUGCAUGUAAAUUCAAGCGUUAUAUAUCAAACUCUAAAUCCUUUCUGAAUGUAAUGAUCGUUAUUUGCUUGCGAUAGCUUUUAUAGCUUUUACGUUACAUGAAAUCAGACGUGUCCAGUUUUAUUUAGUUUGGGACACCCGGUAGAAGAUCCUUCAACAUUGAACCUAUGGGGUGAGACUCCCAUAAAUAAGCUCGCGAGCUUAUACAAAUCAAUUAAAUCGUUUCAGCUAAUUGCAUGCUAUUCAAAACGCAGAAAUGCAUGGACUAUAGGGGCGUUCUAAGUCGUGUUUACACUACAAGCCCUGGUCUAGCCUUGCCUGGCCAAGGCCAGUCCAAGGUAAAUGUGACGCGUUUACAACAUUACACAAUUUUUUAGAGACUGGUCUACUAUGACCUAGAAUUUUGUAAUUAAUUUUGUGUAUUUUUAUGUGUUGUGACGUUGUCCGCUGGUUGUCCGCUAAUCUCUCACUGUGGACACACGUUGCCAUGAAAAUAAGGCCCAGGCCAGGGCCGAAAGUGUUUACAUUUCCACAAGCCUAGGCCACCGGUUGUAGUGGGCCCAGAUUUACUGGCCUAGGUCAGGCCAAGGCUAGGCCAAAGUCUGUUUACACUGUCAAAAUGUAGCCGGCCAAGGCUGGUAGUGUAAACAGACCUUAUGAUUUUAGGAUGGCAAGAAUUGAGUAAUUACAAUGUAUGAAUAAUUUAGACAUUGUCCCGCUCUUUUUACAACGCUAAAUCACUGAUUUUCACGUCUUGAUACAACGGCUGCAUUCCAAGCCACAACAAGUGCAACUUCAAACUGGGUUUAGCAAUACUCUUCCCAACCAUAACCCCAAUGUCUUCAACUUCUAAAACUGUAUUGAAUUCAUACGAUUGAUAAUAUAUGACGAACUACCUUUACUACCAUUUAUUUGAAGGAGUUUGUUUUGGCCGUUGCCGUCCCGUUACCGUUCUAAAAUCGUAAGGUCUCUAUUAGGUGGGAUGCGCACACCCACGGUAAUCCACCCCUGCAUGAGUUCCAUCGCUCAAUCAACUUCCAAAACCGAGAACCCCACAUUCAAAAUAUUUUAUUUCCCAGAUCCAAGUUAUGAAUUCUUAUUUUGUGCUCGCAACUUUAUGCAUUUUCGCAUUGUAUUGCUAUUUUUUCAUUCUGGAGGACCGUACCCUGUUCCAAACGAAAAGUCGGUGGAGGAUCCGGUUCCAAAGGACAAGCGGUCAGUAAGGUUUAUGGUAAUGGACUUUACUGUUUGUUGCACGUUUGUGCCUUGGCUUGCACACACUUGAAGGUUACGUCUAGUGUGUGAAAUUAAAUUUUUUUGUCAUUAUCCCACUGGGAUACAAGCAUGGGCGGACCGGAAGGAAAAAAUUAGGGGGGCGGAAGAAAUUUGCCCGACUUUUUCGGAUUUUUCCGGAACAAUUAAUUUUGGCGAUCUCAAGCAAGUUAGGGGUUCAAAAAGUUUUCGGACAUAACAAAAUUUUUCGGAACAUCAAACUAAUUUUCCCAAACAUCACAAAAUUGACAUAAUUUCUCGCAAAAUUGACAGAAUUUGUCCCAUUUAUUUUUAUAAUAACCCAAUAUUGCCCAUCUGUGAAGCGAAUAUUGCCCAACUGGCCUUGUUUGCCCAACAAAAUGGGGUUAUUAUUAAGAGAGAUUUUAUUGCUUUGACUACUUUUUGCCCGACUUUUGCCCGACUUUUGUUGAACAUUUGCCCGACUUUUCGACUUUGUAAUCUUUUUGAGGGGCAGCUGCCACUCCUGCCCCCCCCCCCGUCCCGUACGCCUAUGGAUACAAGGAUUCAAAGUUCUCCUAUCCCAUCUGAAAACCAGGGUUGUUUACCAUUUACAUGGAAAUUCCGGUGAUUCCAUACGGAAAGUAAAUGGAACAAGCAUAUUUCGACGGCCCAACCGGAACUUUUCCGGAAUAAAUGGUUUGUUUGAAAAGGUUGUCCUCUCUUACCGAUUGGAAAGUUUCAACCGGUAAAUGUUGUUCCAUUUACAUUUUUAAUUUUUUUUUCACCAGUUUCAG
This is a messenger RNA of Paramuricea clavata, 6365 nucleotides long. NCBI's taxonomy places the organism in Eukaryota, Metazoa, Cnidaria, Anthozoa, Malacalcyonacea, Plexauridae. The record is from the annotation of a GenBank genome assembly.